This is a messenger RNA of Prunus armeniaca (apricot), 576 nucleotides long. Lineage: Eukaryota; Viridiplantae; Streptophyta; Magnoliopsida; Rosales; Rosaceae. The record is from the annotation of a GenBank genome assembly.
AUGGGUUUUCCUGCUUCUUCUUCUUCUCCUACUUUCAUUUCAGAUGGUAUCUUUGAAUCUCAGGCUUCAAUCGGCCGGAACCUACUGCAGGCCAAGAAAGGCUGUCCAGUGAACUUUGAGUUUUUGAACUACACUGUUAUCACAAGCCGAUGCAAAGGACCACGGUACCCUGCUGUCCAGUGUUGUGCUGCAUUCAAGGAAUUGGCUUGUCCUUAUACAGAUGUGCUGAAUGACUUGACAAAUGAAUGUGCUUCAAUUAUGUUCAGCUACAUUAACCUCUAUGGAAACUACCCACCGGGGCUUUUUGCCAAUGAGUGCCAUGAAGGGAAGGAAGGUCUUCUAUGCCCUGCAUUACCACCAUCAACGUCGGCUGACGAUGUAAAUGGUGUUCAUUCAACAUUCAAUCGAUCUCCAUUGCUAAUGCUCACAGCUGGUUUCGUAGUAUUGUUAUUCAGCUACACUUCAUGGUUUCCAACUGUGUCAAAUGAGCUGGAGUGUGUAAUGUGGGGACCAGAUGCAAUUAUCUUCAUAUCAUCUGUAGCUUGGACUUUUGUUUCUGUGGCUCUAAAUAAUUGA